AAUGGCACGUAGGCAGCGACGUAGUGCACACGUGCUCGGAAGUAAGCAAGGAAAAUGUAAUGUCGUUCUCUAGUGAAUUGUUUGUUUGGUGAUAGCACUGGCUUCGUAAUCGAAAUUAUAUUUUGGGAGUACUUGUCAUGGAAACAUGUUUGUGCUGUUCGCUCAUCUAACAAGACGAACCGUUUGCAAGUGAAGUGAGCGAGCGUCAAGAUAGAGGGGUGCAGGUGCACGUUAGCAAGCUACCAGGCUAGCAACUGCAGUAUAUAACUAUGACCUAGACACAUUUUGUAGUGGUCAUGAAUGAAUAACCACUAAUUUUUAUUUUGAGGAGACGAGUAGGCCUACCCGACACAACAGUAUAUUUCAGCAACAUGGCAUUCACCAGCCUUUUUUCAAGUCUUCCAAACAAAGAAUUUGACACGGCGCCUUGUGAGCCGAGAGAGAGAUUUCAAAGGGAUGAAAGGCAACUGGAACCAGUUGAACUGGAGGUGAACGUCCAGUCCAGAAAGUGGCCAUCGCAAAGGUGUCAGCAGAGUGGCCCCAGGAAGAGGAAAAAGGGGGACCAACAGGAAUGCCCAUCACAAUCUUAUAAAGACUUUGACUCUGUGGCCCGAGACUACAACGUGGUGAAGUGUGAUUUCGAGCAACCAGGCUUUGACUUCCGUAGAGACCUGGACUUCUACAGUGAUCGCAAGGAGGGUGCAUCCCCAGGUCAUGCUACAGAGAAGGAUCCUGAUCAGAACAAGGAUGUUCAAGGUGUAAACGAGAAGAAAGGACGGGAGCAGAAGAAACAGCGACGGGAGCCCCAGCAGCAGAGACUUGACAACCAGGCUAGAGGCAGAGGGGGAAACUCUGCCAGGAGGGUUGGGGAUUUUACCGUAAUGGGUGGACGCGGAACUAACCAGCCCAGAGACUUCUCCAACAGGGGCGGAGGUGGUUCCAACAGGGGCGGAGAUGGUUCCAACAGGGGCGGAGGUGGUUCCAACAGGGGCGGAGGUGGUUCCAACAGGGGCGGAGGUGGUUCCAACAGGGGCGGAGGUGGUUCCAACAGGGGCGGAGAGUGGAGCAAUAGAGGCCAGGGCUGUGACAAGAGGGGCGGUUUUCUCAGAAGAGGUGAUUGGUCAAAGCGAGGCACUGACCGGUCACUUAGAGGUGGCCGACAGUUCCCAAAUGAUGAAACUUUGACUGGAAAGGGGAAGAAGAACAUGACAAAGGAAUUCAAAGACCAGAAUGCUUUGGAGAUUGACGGAAGGUUAAUCUGUCGACAUUUCAUCAGGGGAAACUGCAUAAAGGGUGUUGACUGCCAGCUAGAACAUGCUCUGGAUGUCAACUACUCGAUCAACGAAGUGUGUAAAUUCUACGUCCAGGGAUCCUGUUCGAAAGGAGAGAGCUGCAUAUACAUGCACAAGUUUCCCCUGCAAGUUCUUCCAUACUUACGAGAAGUGCUACCAAGGAGACCAGUGCAGGUUUUCCCAUGAACCCCUGACUGAGCUCACUAAACAGCUACUGGAGGCAGUCAGUAACUGUCUACCCUGAGGGACACUCCUGCUCUUACACAGACUGACAUAUUGGUGCUCCCUGUUACCAUUAUCUACUAACUAGGGCUUAUGUCUCCUAUGCAGGCAUUGAAGAGGGACAAGGACAUUGAGGAACUGGCUAAAAACGACAAGCCAAUCGGCAUGGAGGAGCCAGUGGCCACAAAGGAGUCGGCGACAGCUGAGGAGACGAAGCCUGUCAUUGACAUAUUCCUGAAUCCCCUAAGGUUAAGAAUACGAGUGCACGCGCACAUGUUUAUUUUACUGUCCUUGUGGGGACCGAAAAUGUAUUGUCAUUCAUUUUCCCUAACCCUUAAUCCUAAUUGUAACCCUAAGCUUAUAAUAGCUUAAGUCCUCAUCGGAACCUGAGAAAUGUUCCCACGAAGGAGUAUUGUCCUUCUUUUACUAGCCUACACACCACAGUAGUGUAUUAGAAUAGUAAGCAUAGUAAGCCCCCCGCACCACAGUGGUGUAUUAGAAUAGUAAGCCCCCCGCACCACAGUGGUGUAUUAGAAUAGUAAGCCCCCCGCACCACAGUGGUGUAUUAGAAUAGUAAGCCCCCUGCACCACAGUGGUGUAUUAGAAUAGUAAGCCCCCCGCACCACAGUGGUGUAUUAGAAUAGUAAGCCCCCUGCACCACAGUGGUGUAUUAGAAUAGUAAGCCCCCCGCACCACAGUGGUGUAUUAGAAUAGUAAGCCCCCCGCACCACAGUGGUGUAUUAGAAUAGUAAGCCCCCUGCACCACAGUGGUGUAUUAGAAUAGUAAGCCCCCCGCACCACAGUGGUGUAUUAGAAUAGUAAGCCCCCCGCACCACAGUGGUGUAUUAGAAUAGUAAGCCCCCCGCACCACAGUGGUGUAUUAGAAUAGUAAGCCCCUGCACCACAGUGGUGUAUUAGAAUAGUAAGCCCCCCGCACCACAGUGGUGUAUUAGAAUAGUAAGCCCCCUGCACCACAGUGGUGUAUUAGAAUAGUAAGCCCCCCGCACCACAGUGGUGUAUUAGAAUAGUAAGCCCCCUGCACCACAGUGGUGUAUUAGAAUAGUAAGCCCCCUGCACCACAGUGGUGUAUUAGAAUAGUAAGCCCCCCGCACCACAGUGGUGUAUUAGAAUAGUAAGCCCCCCGCACCACAGUGGUGUAUUAGAAUAGUAAGCCCCCUACACCACUGUGGUGCAUUAGAAUAGUAAGCCCCCCACAGUGGUGUAUUAGAAUAGUAGUGUAUGUAUGUGGUUGAGCGUUACAUUUUACACUUGAUAGUAAAUCAACGUUAUUCACUAGUGUUUUAUUGAUUGGCUACAUUUUGUCUGGAUUUCAGGCCAAACUUUUACAACAGCUCAUGCACCUCUGAGCCACAUGCUGAGGAAAGUACCACCGUGUAUCAGAAGGAAGUUUCAGCUGAGGUCGUGGAGAAGGAAAUUGCCCCUCCUACAGCAUCCGUUUGGUCUCCUGAUCCUCCCCCAAACUCUGGCUUUAAGGAACCGGUUUCUUAUUCAGUUGAGGCUGUGCUUGGGUCCCAUAGGCCCCUAGAUAAACCCUUCCGUAGCUUCUUUGCAGCCUCUAUCAGCCAGACCUCACAGACCCAACCAGAUCCCC
Molecule: messenger RNA, 3126 nt
Organism: Oncorhynchus mykiss (rainbow trout)
Lineage: Eukaryota; Metazoa; Chordata; Actinopteri; Salmoniformes; Salmonidae
Source: RefSeq, a predicted model, not a curated record